AUGGGAAGAACUUUCAGUUACAGUUUAAGUUCUUCGUCCGCUAGCAUCCGUAGUGGAUGUCGAGAAGCUGAUGAAGAGUACGGCAUUCCAGCGAGUUUAUGUUACUAUGGUGGACGAGUCGUUGUCCAGACUUCUCGGACUGAUCUAAACCUUGGAAGGAGGUUCUUCAAUUGCAAGAACAGUGAGGAAGGAGGUGUUCAUGCUUGGAAUUGGUUUGAUGAUGCCGUUCUGGAGAAAUUCAACAUCGUCAAAGUCCGAUUAGUUGAGGCAGAUGAUAAGAUUCGGAACAUGAGAAUUUUUGGGGGGACUCUUCAUAAUACUGAAUUCCUUGCCAUGAAGGAGCGCCUAGUGGAGUAUGAAGCAAAGCUGAAAGAGUUGGAGUUGCUUGCCAAGCGAGGUGUGAAUGAGGGGAUACUUAAGUUUGCGAUUGAUGGAGGACUUAUUGGGUUGGCAGUCAUAUCCACUGCAAUUCUCCGUCUCUUUAAGUAA
Messenger RNA from Arabis nemorensis, 489 nucleotides. NCBI's taxonomy places the organism in Eukaryota, Viridiplantae, Streptophyta, Magnoliopsida, Brassicales, Brassicaceae. The record is from the annotation of a GenBank genome assembly.